Molecule: messenger RNA, 3652 nt
Organism: Effrenium voratum
Lineage: Eukaryota; Dinophyceae; Suessiales; Symbiodiniaceae
Source: the annotation of a GenBank genome assembly
AGAUAGAGUUUGCCUGCAUGUCCAAAAGCAAUGGACGUCCACCCAGCGCAGCCAAGAUGAUGAGGGGGGUCGACAAGGAAAGCUCGCACCCACCUUGUGCCGACUUUUCGAGGGGCAGCAUUGCAACGCUGUGCUGCGUUGGUAUUUGGACUGGACCGAGCGCUUGGCAACGCUGAUCAAUGAGCAUGUGCUUACAGCAGACUUCGACCAGAGCCCUUUGAAGUACCGGCAAUUGCCGGGCAGUAGCAAGAGAAUGCGGCUGGAUCAAGACUUGAAAGACUAUGUGCUCAAAUCGCUGGCCGAGGGGAAGGCCGCCACCUGCUCGGCCUACCUGCGAGCAAACGAUGCCGAGUCCUUGGCCAAUUCUGGCCGGCAGUGGGAGGGGUUUGCGGUCCAGCAGUGGCUCUUGACAUUGCGAAGGGCUUGGAAAAAGCCGGGGACCAUCAGCAUAGCGCCGGACGGGAGCCGUUUUGGCUGCCCAGCUGAAGAGACUGUGGCCUACGCUUUUUGGCAUGCCAAAACCUUGUCCGCCGGCUGGUUGCCCAUACAAGUCCUUCGGGACUAUCGGCAGUGUGAAGAGAAGCCGGGCAAUGCCGUUGACGCCGACACCAAGCGGGCGAGAAGAGCUGAGAUCGCGCAGUUCUUGACCAAAGGCCACCAGAAUCCACCGCUGGAGCGUGCCAAGCGCUUGGGCAACAAGUUGAGCAUCCUGGCUAUGGACCACGCCUUGCAAAUCGCAUGCGAUGUUGGGCUUGCCCACUACUUGUCUGAGCACCCGAUUCGGCCAUUAGGUCCGGAAGAGGAGCGGUACUAUGUCGCUGCCAGCGACCUCCCAGCAGAGCUCAUCAGCUUGGGGCAGAGCCGCCGGGCAUGCGUCCUGGACAAGAAGCAAAAAAAGACACGGCUUGAGUUGAUCCACUCAGACCCUGCCCAGGGCAGACUGCACAUCGUGUCGGACCGCGGCACGAUGAGCUGGCAGUGUUUGUUUUGGCUUUUUCAACGGCUGCCCACCGUGGGAAGUUUUCAGUGGGACGAGCCACACAAAGACUGGACAAGUGUGAACCAAGCAUUGGAUGCCUCUGGCUUGAGACCUUUCCGGCUGUGCCUCACGACGCUGUUGAAUGUGGCCAGCGGGCCAUGGCAAGGCGCAGCAAUGUUUGGCAACAUUUCCGCAUCGGCAGCGACAUAUUUCAGCAGCGCUUCAUAUGAAGAUCCCUUGUUCGGAUAUUUCUAUGAAGACAUAGCCCGCGAAGCUGGCGUCAACAUGUGUACCUUUGGCAGCGCAGACAGCAUGCAGGAGAGGCGUACAACUUCAUGAAAUCCUGCCCGUUUUUCAACAAGAAGGGCAAUCUGGUGAAGUCCUGCCGCUGGUUUUCUAUCUUUGACAGCCUCGCUGACUACCUGCCGUAUUGGUUCGUACUGAGUGUGCAGCUGGUGCACCUGUGCCUGCGCAAGCACAUUGUCCGCUCCAUGGAGGAACUCCACAUGUGCAUGGCGCAAAAUAUUGCCACUGCACGGGCGGCGGCUGCUGCUUCAGAAGGACAUGCCGUUGCUUCAGAAGGGGCUGCCUCCAGAAUGAUGAAGCAUGGUGCUGCUGAGCAGCUGUCUUUCUUGAAAAAAAUGACGGGCAACUUGCACGUCGCAACAUGCGUGAGCAUGUCACGUUUCAACAAGAGGCUGGCCACGGUUCUUCUACAUGCCGUCGCUCCAGUCAGAGAGUCACACGGAAUUGCCCAGAAACAGUUUAGCACCAGAAGAGGCGGCAUGGAAAGGCAGGUGCAAAUGGCCGCCGGCCAGUGGGUACAGGAGGUCGUGUCCAUUGCCAAAACUACCGUUGACCACAAGAAGCUGGAGAGCAUGGGUUUCCGGGCCUCUCCAUACGAAGCAACAGGCGAUGUCUUGGAAGAGGACGAGGGGCAGCAAUUGGCAGAGUUUGCGCUGCGGUUCAUUGCCAACCUUCUGGGCCAAAGGCUCUUGAAGUACCAAAUGUACUCGCAUGGCAUGCCCUUCAAGCUUGCGUGGCUGCUGCACCACGAAGAAGUGGAGCAGAAAACGGCGUUGCAGACACUGCGAGAGUGGUGGCGCACCUUGAGCGCUGCAGAGGUUGCUGCCCACACAAACCCUUGCGUGGCCUCAUUGUUGGCUGAGCUCUGCUGGCCAGCGCAGCAGUGGUACCGGUGCUUGCUGCUGGAGCUGGACGAGGUAGCGUUUUCCCAUUGCCCAGAGCACUUGCGACGGCAGGUCUAUGAGUGGGCCACCGGGUUACAGACAACCACAGUGACAGAGUAUGGAUUCCACCACCUGCGCACAAAAGAAAGCGCCACAGAAACAGGCAAGCUUGGCAGGCAGCGGAGAUGGCUUUCGCUCUUGGAUAGCGGCAUCCUCGCCGAUCACGAUCGCCCGCCCCUUCAGAAGCUUCCUGAAGACAGCCUGGGCGUCACCCACGGGAAGUCUAUCAAGCGGCAAGUCUUCGAGGCCGAGGGCGGCUCGCCAAGCUUCCAAGCUGCAGACUUGGACAGCCUGACCCAAGAGGACAGUUGGCGGUCUCCUUCGAGCGACGCUUUCUCCAAAUCUCCUCUGGCAUGGAUGGCCUUGCUGAAGCUUUUCCCAGGCAAAACCACGGCUUUGCAGACGUUGUGGCUGUCCGUCCUAGCUGUUCCACUCACGCUCUUGCAGAAGAGACCGGCCAAGCCAGAGGAUGAGAUAGAGUCAAGUUGCGGCGGGCUUGUGCUGAUGAGUACAGAAUUUGGAGUUCUCCUGUGGAAACUGCAGUGGGCACGAUGUGCUGACGGCAAACGGCUCUACUUCCUGUGCUCGGAGCCCGAUGCCUGCUGGCAACUUGCAGUUGUGCACAACCUGGCCGAGUGGGCCGCUGCUGCAAUCCAAGUGGUGAGCCCAGCUGAGUGCUGCAGACUGGGGCAGCAGAGUUUGAAAAUUGGCUUUCGGAAGGUCGGUCACUCUUCUCCUCUCUUAAAUCUUGCCGCAGCUCACGGCUUUCCGGGAGUUACUGGCCCUGUCCUGAGCAAGCUGAUCUCGCACCUGGGCAUGCGCUUCAGUGCGAAGAACAACAACCCUCGCCCCACAACAGUGGAGGGCAUGGUGCGGGCAUUGGCUACGCAUGUCUUAGGAGCUGAUGUUGACCUUGAGGCUGUUCUGAGCCAUCGCGGCGGCCCGCAGCAAGUCGACACAGUCCUUUGCAGGGAAAAUCUGGCAGCGGUGCAGGAGCUGUUAGAAGAUGAGGAUGACAAGCAGGCCGCGUCCAAGGUGGUCGAGCAAAUGGAGAACAAUGAAGCGGCCCGAAGAGCCGCGCUAGGAAAACGCCCGGUGCCAUCACAGCAGUCUCGCAAGCCGCUUCCAGCCCCGGCCACGCCCGCCGGGUGGAGCGCGGAGCAGCUUUCCAAGCUGUGCCCGCCAGCGAAAGUCACCAUAUCAUUGGAGACAAAGUGGCAUGCCCGGUGGCGGUGCAGCUACCCAUGUGCCCCGCCGAACAACACAUCGAGAGUCUUUGACGCCAAGGAGGACCGAUCCCAGAGGGAAGCGCAGUUGUAUUGCUUGCGGUUUCUGUGGCAAUGCCACGCUCGGGCCACGGGGGCCACCGAUUGCCCAUGGGCUUUGCACACAUAGCACGGCGCUGACCGGGUCGGCUUGAGAA